Molecule: messenger RNA, 4417 nt
Organism: Nannospalax galili (Upper Galilee mountains blind mole rat)
Lineage: Eukaryota; Metazoa; Chordata; Mammalia; Rodentia; Spalacidae
Gene: Aox1
Product: aldehyde oxidase 1
Exons: 35
Coding region: 27-4034 (1335 amino acids)
Molecular function (GO): FAD binding; 2 iron, 2 sulfur cluster binding; oxidoreductase activity
Source: RefSeq, a predicted model, not a curated record
UUGGCUGCGGCUGCAGACGCUGCACCAUGGACCCGGCCCAGGAGCUGCUCUUCUACGUGAACGGCCGCAAGGUGAUAGAAAAAAAUGUUGAUCCUGAAACAAUGCUGUUACCAUAUCUGAGGAAGAAUCUCCGGCUCACAGGAACUAAGUACGGCUGUGGCGGAGGAGGCUGUGGUGCCUGCACGGUGAUGAUCUCACGAUAUAACCCCAGCACCAAGAAAAUCAGACACCAUCCAGUCAAUGCCUGCCUGACCCCUAUCUGCUCUCUGUAUGGUACAGCCAUCACCACAGUAGAAGGCAUAGGAAGCACCAAGACCAGACUUCAUCCUGUCCAGGAGAGGAUUGCUAAGUGUCAUGGUACCCAGUGUGGAUUCUGCACCCCUGGGAUGGUGAUGUCCAUGUAUGCACUGCUCAGGAACCACCCAGAGCCCACUCUGGAUCAGUUAACUGAUGCCCUCAGUGGGAACCUAUGCCGCUGCACUGGAUACAGGCCAAUAAUUGAUGCAUGCAAGACUUUCUGUAAAAAUUCUGGCUGCUGUCAAAGUAAAGAAAAUGGGGUUUGCUGUUUGGAUCAAGGAAUAAAUGGACUUCCAGAAUUUCAGGAAGAAGAUAAGACAAGUCCAGAACUUUUCUCUGAAGAGGAGUUUCUUCCAUUGGAUCCAACCCAGGAGCUGAUAUUUCCCCCAGAACUAAUGAUGAUGGCUGAGAAACAACCACCAAAGACCAGAGUCUUUGGUGGUGAUAGAAUGACAUGGAUUGCCCCAGUGACCCUGAAGGACCUUGUGGAAGCUAAAUUCACAUAUCCCCAGGCUCCCAUUGUCAUGGGGAACACCUCUGUGGGGCCUGAAGUAAAAUUUAAAGGUGUCUUCCACCCAGUGAUCAUUUCUCCGGGUAGAAUUGAAGAACUGAGUGUUGUAAACCAGGCCUGCGAUGGGAUAACACUAGGUGCUGGCCUCAGCCUGGAUCAGGUGAAAGACAUUCUGGCUGAUGUGGUCCAGAAGCUCCCAGAAGAGAAGACACAGACAUACUGUGCUCUUCUGAAGCAUCUGAGAACUCUGGCUGGGUUCCAGAUCAGGAACAUGGCUUCUUUAGGGGGCCACAUCGUGAGCAGACAUCUGGACUCAGAUCUGAAUCCCCUCCUGGCUGUGGGUAACUGUACCCUCAACUUGCUGUCGAAAGAAGGGAAACGACAGAUUCCUUUAAAUGAGCAGUUUCUUCGCAAGUGUCCCAGUGUGGAUCUUAAGCCUCAGGAAGUCUUGGUCUCAGUGAACAUCCCCUACUCCAAGAAGUGGGAAUUUGUGUCAGCCUUCCGACAAGCCCAGCGUCAACAGAAUGCACUAGCAAUUGUUAAUUCAGGAAUGAGAGUCCUUUUUGGAGAAAGAGAUGGCAUCAUUAAGGAGUUAUCCAUUUUUUAUGGAGGUGUUGGUCCAACCACCAUCAGUGCUAAGGAUUCCUGCCAGAAACUCAUCGGAAGGCCUUGGAAUGAAGAGAUGCUGGAUACAGCAUGCAGGCUGGUUUUGGAUGAAGUCAUCCUUCCAGGCUCAGCUCCAGGUGGGAAGGUGGAAUUCAAGAGGACCCUCAUCAUCAGCUUCCUCUUCAAGUUCUACCUGGAAGUGUCACAGAUUUUGAAGGAGAUGGACCCAGGUCACUGUCCUAGCCUGGCAGACAGACAUAAGAGUGCUUUAGAAGAUUGGCAUUCUAGACAUCACUGGAGAACGCUAACCCACCAGAGUGUAGACCCAAAGCAGCUGCCUCAAGACCCAAUUGGCCGUCCCAUCAUGCACCUGUCUGGUAUUAAACAUGCCACAGGAGAAGCCAUCUAUUGUGAUGACAUGCCUGCAGUAGACCAGGAACUUUUUCUGACUUUUGUAACUAGUUCAAGAGCUCAUGCUAAGAUUCUGUCCAUUGAUCUGACAGAUGCUCUCAGUCUGCCAGGUGUGGUGGACAUUGUGACUGCUGAACAUCUUCAGGAAGCAAACACUUUCAACACAGAGACAUUCCUGGCUACAGAUAAGGUCCAUUGUGUAGGUCAUCUUAUCUGCGCAGUGAUUGCAGAUUCUGAGAUUCAGGCCAAACGAGCUGCAAAGCUAGUGAAGAUUGUCUACCAAGACCUGAAGCCGCUGAUCCUAACAAUUGAGGAGGCUAUACAACACAAGUCCUUCUACGAGUCUGAAAGGAAGCUGGAGUGUGGAAAUAUUGAUGAAGCAUUUAAAAUGGUUGAUCAGAUUCUUGAAGGUGAAAUACAUAUAGGAGGUCAAGAACAUUUUUAUAUGGAAACCCAAAGCAUGCUUGCUGUUCCCAAAGGAGAGGACGGAGAAAUGGAUAUCUAUGUGUCCACACAGUUUCCCAAGUAUAUACAGGAUAUAGUUGCCGCAACCUUGAAGCUCCCAGCUAACAAGGUCAUGUGUCACGUGAGGCGUGUUGGCGGUGCAUUUGGGGGGAAGGCAGGCAAAACCAGCAUCAUGGCAGCCAUCAGCGCUUUUGCUGCCAGCAAACAUAAUCGUGCAGUCCGUUGCAUUCUGGAAAGAGGAGAAGACAUGUUAAUCACAGGAGGCCGCCAUCCUUACCUUGGAAAGUACAGAGCUGGAUUCAUGAACGAUGGCAGAAUCUUGGCCCUGGACCUGGAGCAUUAUUGUAAUGCAGGUAGCACCCUGGAUGAAUCAUUAUGGGUAAUAGAAAUGGGACUUCUGAAGAUGGACAAUGCUUACAAGUUUCCGAACCUGCGCUGCCGGGGCUGGGCCUGCAGAACUAAUCUUCCAUCCAACACGGCACUUCGUGGGUUUGGCUUUCCUCAGGCAGGGCUGGUCACCGAGGUCUGCAUCACAGAGGUGGCGGUCAAGUGUGGCCUGUCCCCAGAGCAGGUUCGACUGGUAAAUAUGUACAAGCAAAUUGAUCAUACUCCCUACAAGCAAGAGAUUAAUGCCCAGACCCUCUCCGAGUGUUGGAGAGAAUGUAUGGCCAAGUCUUCCUACUCUGUUAGGAAAAUGGCAGUGGAAAAAUUCAACGCAGAGAAUUCCUGGAAGAAGAGAGGGCUAGCCAUGGUACCUCUGAAGUUUCCUGUGGGUCUUGGCUCAGCAGUAGCCAUGGGUCAGGCAGCUGCCCUGGUUCACAUUUAUCUUGAUGGCUCUGCACUGGUCACUCAUGGUGGGAUUGAGAUGGGGCAAGGUGUCCACACUAAAAUGAUUCAGGUGGUCAGCCGUGAAUUAAAGAUGCCAAUGCUAAAUGUCCACCUGCGUGGGACAAGCACAGAAACCGUCCCUAACACAAAUCCGUCCGGAGGGUCCGUGGUGGCAGAUCUCAAUGGGUUGGCAGUAAAGAAUGCUUGUCAAACUCUUCUAAGACGCCUUGAACCCAUCAUCAGCAAGAAUCCUCAUGGAACUUGGAAGGACUGGGCACAGACUGCUUUUGACCAAAGAAUCAGUCUUUCAGCUGUUGGAUUCUUCAGGGGUUACGAGUCAGACAUGGACUGGGAGAAAGGCGAAGGCCAUGCCUUCGAAUACUUUGUAUAUGGAGCUGCCUGUUCAGAGGUUGAAAUAGACUGCCUGACAGGGGACCACAAGAACAUCAGAACAGACAUCGUGAUGGAUGUUGGCCACAGCAUAAAUCCAGCCCUUGACAUAGGCCAGAUUGAAGGAGCGUUUAUUCAAGGAAUGGGGCUUUAUACAAUAGAGGAACUGAGUUACUCUCCUCAAGGUGUUUUGUAUACACGUGGUCCGAGCCAGUAUAAAAUUCCUGCCAUCUGUGACAUCCCCAUUGAGCUGCACAUUUCUUUUUUGCCCCCAUCUGAAAACUCAAACACCCUGUAUUCGUCUAAGGGUCUGGGAGAGUCUGGGGUGUUCCUGGGGUGUUCAGUGUUUUUUGCCAUCCGUGAUGCAUUGAGUGCAGUGCGACAGGAGAGAGGCACCUCUGGGCCACUGAAGUGCAGUAGUCCACUGACUCCAGAGAGGAUCAGAAUGGCCUGUGAGGACAAGUUCACAAAGAUGAUUCCAAGAGAUGGACCUGGGUCCUAUGUUCCCUGGAAUAUACGUGUCUGAGCCAAAUGCAGACUUCUGGAGGAAACGGGGCAUCUCUUUCUGUGGAGAGAUCUACCCAUUUCUGCUCUUAGAUGCUAGAUAUGAAAACCAAAUUUUCACGGCUCAGGAAUCAUUCCACGUGGUGUUGCUUUUACAUGGAGCUGAUUUGGAAUAUUCUACUCAGGAUUUGCUAGAUACACUCAAGCAACUAUAAUGAUACUUUAAAUGAUAUAAAUAUUAAGUUUUUCCUCUGAGGUGAUCUCUCUCAUCAUUCUGUCCCUGGAUCUAUCUAGCUAAAUGGAAUAUAUGCUGACUUGUUUGUGAUUCCCUUCUGGCCCGUGGCUACUAGCAGAAGUUACACUGCCUGGUGAAAAAUAAAUUCCUAAAUAAUUCCAUCCGCAGUA